AUGUCUGAUAUUUUACAAUACACAUCACUGGAUGAGAUAGAAUCCAAAAUCUCCCACUGCAAUGAUUACUUUUAUCGAAAACAAAGAGAGGUAAAAUCAACUAAGCGUGAUUUGGAAUUUCGGAGUAACUGUUUGAAGAAGCUGUACUAUGCCAUCAAGGAGAAUGAGGAAGCGCUAGUACUGGCAAUGCACAAUGAUUUCCACCGUUCCAGACAAGAAUCCUUGGCUUUAGAGCUUAUUCCGCUCUACAAUGACGUACUGGAUAUGAUUAGCCGGUUACCUCAGUGGAUCAAACCAAAGAAGGUGAAAGAUUAUUCACCUGUUUAUGCAUUCGGUACAACAAAGAUUGAAAAAAUCCCGAGAGGCACAGCUUUAGUGAUAUCACCAAGCAACUUUCCUGUCUAUUUGGCGUUAGGACCUGUUGCAGCAGCUAUUUCAGCUGGAAACACGGUAGUGCUAAAACCAAGUGAGAAUACCCCUUCUACGGCGAAAAUUAUCGAGAAGAUUUUACUUGAUGCUGAACUACCACAAGGUCUGAUUGAGAUCGUCCAAGGUGGUGUCACAGAAACAACUAAACUAAUCAAGUCACCUAAGUUUGAUAUAUUCUUUUACACUGGUUCUACCAAGGUGGGCUCUAUUGUUGCACAAGAAGCUGCAAAACACUUGAUCCCUUGCGUAUUGGAACUAGGAGGCAAGUCACCAUUUUUCAUAACAGAAAAUUCUCAAUCCAGUAAAUUUAAAAUGGAUGUGCUCAUUAAAAGGUUAUUCUUCGGAGGGUUUGGUAGUGCUGGCCAAAUUUGUGUGGCACCAGAUUAUGUUCUUAUCCAUGAAUCUAAAUACAAUGAAUUCGUUGUAGCAUCAAAAAAGGUUUUGGAUAAGUUCUAUUCAGGUCAUAUUGCUGAGUAUACAGCCAUGAUCAGCAUGGCAGCUUACGAUAAAAUGAAUACAAGGCUUAAAUCUACACGAGCCGAUCUUUACCAACCUUCAAGUCUUAAAGCAUCUGAUCCUGCUACUUCAGACAAGGUAAGUGCUCGUGUCAUUGUACCUACUUUAGCUUUUGAUUGUGAUUGGGACGACCCUUUGAUGCAGGAAGAAAAUUUUGGACCUGUGCUACCAAUUGUCAAAUAUAAUGACCUUGAUGAUCUCCUUGAUAAGGUAAUCAGAUAUCAUGACACGCCAUUAGUACAAUAUAUUUUCUCUGAUUCAAAGCCAGAAAUAGAUCAUAUCUUGAGAAGAGUGCGGUCAGGUGGAUGUGUCAUCAAUGAUACCAUUGUUCAUGUGGCAAUGCAGAAUGCUCCAUUUGGUGGUAUCGGUAAAUCCGGUUAUGGAAACUAUCAUGGCAUAUAUGGGUUCAAUGCCUUUACUCAUGAGAGAACCAUCUUUAAACAAGCCUUUUGGAUGGAUUUCCUGCUUUCUAUGAGGUAUCCUCCUUAUUCAGAACAAAAAUCUAAGCUGAUUCAAAUGACUACAGAACAGAAGCCCUGGUUUGACAAAGAUGGGAGAACUUUUAUUUUCAAGAACAUCAAGUUUUUAAUUGCUAUUUUUGUGGCUAUCCUAUCAAUAACUUAUUAUUUUAUUGUUUGA
Molecule: messenger RNA, 1584 nt
Organism: Kazachstania africana CBS 2517
Lineage: Eukaryota; Fungi; Ascomycota; Saccharomycetes; Saccharomycetales; Saccharomycetaceae
Gene: HFD1
Product: hexadecenal dehydrogenase
Exons: 1
Coding region: 1-1584 (527 amino acids)
Biological process (GO): aldehyde metabolic process
Cellular component (GO): cytoplasm
Molecular function (GO): aldehyde dehydrogenase (NAD+) activity
Source: RefSeq, a predicted model, not a curated record